Molecule: messenger RNA, 797 nt
Organism: Gekko japonicus
Lineage: Eukaryota; Metazoa; Chordata; Lepidosauria; Squamata; Gekkonidae
Gene: TRAPPC4
Product: trafficking protein particle complex 4
Exons: 4
Biological process (GO): endoplasmic reticulum to Golgi vesicle-mediated transport
Cellular component (GO): TRAPP complex
Source: RefSeq, a predicted model, not a curated record
CGGGCCCGCUCCCCCGCCCCCCUUCCGCCCGCAGUGGGCCACGCGGUGCUGGCCAUCAACGGCCUGGAGGUCAACGGGCGCUUCACGGCCGACGGGCGGGACGUGCUGGAGUACUUGAGCAGCGCCGCCAACUUCCCCGUCGCCAUCCGCUUCGGCCGCCCGCGGCUCUCCUCCUACGAGAAGCUCAUGCUGGCCUCCAUGUUCCACUCGUUGUUCGCCAUCGGCUCGCAGCUGUCUCCCGAGCCCGGCAGCUCCGGCAUCGAGAUGCUGGAGACCGACACCUUCAAGCUGCACUGCUACCAGACCCUGACCGGGAUCAAAUUUGUCGUGCUCGCCGACCCACGGCAGGCAGGGAUUGACUCCCUCUUACGCAAGAUCUAUGAGAUUUACUCGGACUUUGCUCUCAAGAACCCUUUCUACUCCUUGGAGAUGCCAAUCAGAUGUGAACUCUUUGAUCAGCACCUGAAGCUGGCACUGGAAGUAGCAGAGAAAGCAGGACCAUUUGGACCGGGCCUAUAGGACGGAUUUUUCCCAUUUCAGCCUCUCAACGGAUCCUUUCCAGUGGCGACUGGGCCGGAAAGAUUCCCUGGCAGGUUGUGUUCCUUGCUCUUCUCCACAUGGGCUUUUCAGCUAAGAUCACCAUUGAUGAAGAUGGUCAGGAGGAAGCUAUGAGCUUAACUCAAUCACUUCCUAGGGCUGCCUUGUAUAUUUGUGUGUGUGUGUAUAUAUAUGUGCAUGUGGCUGUUACAGUGUGUACUUCUCCUUAUGGCUGUAGCCUUGUGUAAAUAAAGCAUUUC